Molecule: messenger RNA, 3827 nt
Organism: Vitrella brassicaformis
Lineage: Eukaryota; Vitrellaceae
Source: the annotation of a GenBank genome assembly
CAUGAUUAUGUAGCUGCACAAGGAACGCACCAACGAUGUCACAAGACACGCACCAGUCCUAAUUGAUGUCCAUCCAUCCGUCCAUCCCCUGGCUGGCUGACGGACUGACACAUGCAUUGCAGACCAAAGGCCGACAUCACCUCCCUACGCACUGCCUGCCUAUCCCACUGUUUGACUGGAUGAUAUGUACACACAUCGAUACUCUCACUCGUUGCCCGCCCGCCUCACCUCACAUCGGUCGCAUCGCAUCAACACACCCGGCCCACACGCACGAUCCAUGCAUGGGUGUCACACAUCUAUACGACACACGGAGGGGUCAUGUCAUGCCGCCCUGGGAUGGACCUUCAGGCUCACGCCUCCAGUGAGAGCGUCCAGCAGCCGAGACAGGAAGGACGUCAGCGCCAGGAAGCCCCCUGACCGACCACACACACAGGGAGGGAGAGAUGGAAAGGGGCCAACGUGUGGCCGGGCUGGAUCGGCCGGUCGGUCGAAUGAAUGAAUUAAUGAGCUGAUGAGGGAGGGGAGGCGACGUACCAAAGAUCUUGCAAAGCUCGACCAGGUAGGCGGCAUACGACAUCUCCUGAGCACACGAACCGAACCACCGAUGAGACGACACGACGACCCACACAUGGUAUGGAUGGUAUCAGUUGUCUCCUGUCCCACCUCCCAGUAGUACUCGACACGAAUGGGAUCGAUGUCGUAACGAAAAAACACUGCGGGCAUGCAGGAGGACCACACCACACCACACCGUACUUAGGCGGGCUGCAGACCCGGGGUUGGCUUGACACAAGCAAGAAACAUACGUACCUGCGGGCCCGACGAGUUCGCUGGUAAUAAAAGAGCUGGCCGACAGCUGGUACCCCCUGGCAGCCUCAGACGCGCCUGCCGGCUGCAAUGACGACGGGAUGACCGUCAGGUAAUACUGCACACACAGACACAGACACAGACGCACACAUGAGAGAGAUGACCUACACACGCCUUACUGUAUGAGCGGGGGGUGUCGGUCGCCGUCUGACUGACUGCCUGACUGACUGACCUGGAAUGUGUAUGCAGGUGGCGACCGAAAGUUGUCCAGCGGGAUGCGAUUCUGAUAGGGAGCAAAGCACAGAGUGAGUGAUGUCGGCUCGGUUCCCCCCACCCAUCCUCACCCCUCCCUCUACCGUUACCCCACCUGCAGCUUGGUGAGCGCCCACUGGUGUCUCCAUGAGUGCUUCUCAUCCUCCUCUGGGUCGCUGAUGGACAGGUGGUGGAUGGUGUGCUCCAUGUCCACACGGCCGCCGCCAAACGCCUGGACAGACAGUACACACGGACCGCACGCAAGGAGCCACAACAUGACAUGAGCAGGGCAAACAGACAAUGAACGAACGAUGAAAUCACCACCGACUGACAUUACCGAUCUGAGGGCUUCUUGUGGCAGGGCGUGCGUGGCGAUGUGGAAGUUGCCCGGCACCUGCAUCCAUUUAUCAAAUCAAACACGACAGUGGACUGGACAGGGCUCCCCAUCAAAUGGAAUGUGCUUUCUCACUGCCUGACCCGAUAGGUAUCGAAGUAGCCAUAGAUCUGACACGUCUCGUCACGCUGCUCUCGUAACUUGGCCAGCUGCACACACACACACACACACACACAGAGGGAAGGGAUGGCCAUGUGUGUCGUGUCGUGUACGCACCUCAGCUUCGUGGAACGAGGGCAGCACGGGCAAAAAGUACUGCACCAUACCACCUGGCCGCGAGUGCUGAAUGACGGCAGCAGGCGCAGGAGCAGCAGCAGGGGCCACCUUGACAGCGGCGUCCUCGGCCGUCAGUCUCCGCCGCCUUGCCGACACCUCCACGUCACCCUCAUGCUGCUGCUCCUGCUGACCUUGGUGCUGCUGUUCUUGCUGCUGCUGCUCUUGCCCCUGUCCGUCCCCCUGCCCGACUUGAGCAGGGCCCCCUGCUGCCUGCUGAUCCUGCGGUGGUGGUGCCUGAGCAUCGCCGUCCUGCCCGCUGGCCGCUUCCUUCGGUGGUUGCCUUGCGGCCUCCUCGGCUGGCUGCGCAGGGGGUGCUGCAGGGGGAGGGCCAUCUGCUUUUGGCUGCUCCUGCUUCUGCUGCUGCUGCUGCUGAACUGGCGGCAGUGGCUGCUCCGGCUCGUUGGCCUUGGCCAUGUCUUUCUGCUGCUGGACGGCCUCCUGGAUGCUGCGGUGAGAGUCGGGGGGCGGCUGCCUGGGUGGCAUGGGGGGCAGCACUGGUGGAAGGGGGGACGCUAUGGACCUGGACGGGAUCUGGCCAGCUGACAUGGGAAGAAGGAUGUGUGGCUGUGUUGGUUGGCUCGUGCGCGUGUGUGUCUGUGGCUGCUUGCCUUUUACGGCCUGUUCGAGCACUUUGUCGUCCUGUGCGAAGUGUUUGAAGGUGCCCGGUGCACCUUGCUGCUGGUCCUCCGUCUUGGCGGCCUCCUUGGGCGCCAUGUCGUGGUCGUGAGAGGCCAAUAGGUCCUUGGCCGUCACGCCCGUCUUCGGCUGGGUGUGCUGGGCUACACGCACAACGACAGACAGACAGGACAUGCCAUGGGAGAAUUCAAGUGUGUGUGUUGGUUCAGAUGGGAUGCGCUUGCCUUGUUCGAUGAUAGAUGGGAUGACCUGGCCCAGGUUGAAGUCGCCGAGACGAAUAAUGGUUGGAGGCCUGUACAUGGACGCCGCCUGCGGGUCAUUCCUGACGCACACACCCAUGCAUGCAUACGGAUGACCAAGCGGACAUCUCCUUUUCUCCCUCCCGCAUAUGUACCCACCUGCAUUGUUCGACAUCCUCGAUCCUGGGCAGAGCCCAUCUUCUCAGCCGGUAGGCCAGCAUCACGUCCGAGCAGGUGUUGCAGCAGUCGUCGUCACCCCCCGCGCCGUAGCACGUGCCACACGUCUCAUUCUUGCCUCCCUGCAGAUCCAUAUGAAGGGAAGCCUCCCACUCCUGUCACAUCAAACUGGUAUGUGUAUCCUUCGAUCAAGGCCCACCACUUUUAAUGACGGUCCCGUCACGGAUGUGGAUUUCCUUUGCAUGCCUCCCUGACUGGGGUCGUUCAUCGAAUCACGAGUUCUCAGAGGCCUGCAUGCACAGUAUCCACCAUCACACACACACACACACACACACAGACAGACAGACAGACAGGCGUGUGUUUCUUCGGUCCUGGUGUGUGUGUGACCAGAGAGCGUUUCUUCGGCCCUGGUGCUGGCAGUGUCAGCUGACCUGCCAAAUCUGUCGAGCCUCUUCUUGAAUAUGGUGCUGCGCACAUCGACCACGUGUGAGCCCAUGGCAUCCUGGAUGGACACACACUCACACAGUCAGUGGCUGGCACGUCUGUGUAGAGCGACGGACAGACAGACGGCGUACUGUACCGAGAAGUCGAGGGAGAUGGCCGAGCACGGCAGCGAGUGCAGUGUCAUGUUCAGGUUCACACGCAUCUUCUUCAUGUCGGGCCCAGUGUCAAUCACAAACCUGUAGCCUCAAGCACUUACAAUCAAUUACACGCAGCCGGCCGAGCACACAGCCCGCGAUGCGAUGCGGCUGUGUUCACUUUGCUUGCUGACCUUCUUCUGGGUUGCGGCGUGAGGAAGUUCUGCAGGCUGGUGUAGCCGAAAAAGACGAUAAAGGCGAGGCACAGCAGCGAGAGGAAUGAGUGAUAGGGCGGCUCGGUCUGACUGCGGAUCUCAUACGGGAUCUUGCUGCACCACACACACACACACAGACAGGCAGCAGUGCAGUAAUGCGCAGUCAGUCAGAUCUGGCGCACCGAAAGAAGUCAAAGUCGCGAAAUCCCAUGGCUGCGCAAGAUCUGUACUUCUGCCUCCUAGCAAUAGGUCAUCC